This is a messenger RNA of Haliotis rufescens (red abalone), 3925 nucleotides long. RefSeq names its product BTB/POZ domain-containing protein 6-like. Gene Ontology annotation, biological process: neurogenesis. The coding region runs from base 269 to 1636 and encodes 455 amino acids. Gene Ontology annotation, cellular component: cytosol. NCBI's taxonomy places the organism in Eukaryota, Metazoa, Mollusca, Gastropoda, Lepetellida, Haliotidae. The transcript has 3 exons. The record is from RefSeq and is a predicted model, not a curated record. Gene Ontology annotation, molecular function: protein binding.
CCGCAUGUAACAAGUGUAUGGGUUUAGUGCCCCAGCUAUUCCUCACAACAUGUAAACAGUGAGUGUUCCAUACAAAUACUCGACAGAUUGAAAUAAAAUAGUCACAGUGUCACACCCUAAAGGGGUCAGUAGAGUAGACAGUAGACGUAGCUGAGGCAAAGAAGUGUCCUAUAAACACAACCCACAACUCUCUCCAAACGCAGGAGAUAUCUUUGUUGAUAUGAAAUGAACUAACAUUGAAGGCCUUUGUAUUUCGGUGAGACUGUAGAUGUCACGUGACGUCAACCAGGAAGCAAGACCGAGUUGUGUUGUCUCGAGGUGUUACACAUACAGACACAUCAUGGCAACUGAUGUUGACAAUUUGCAAAGUGGGAAGUCCUUCCCGGAAACCAACCUGCACAUGUUGGACAGUUUGUUGUUGGCUGAUGUGACCUUCCUCGUUGGAGAUCAAAGGGAGACAAUCCAGGCUCACAAAUUCAUUUUAGUCAGCCGAAGUUGCGUGUUUCGCACGAUGUUCUGUGGAUCGAUCCCCGAGACGGGCCAAGUAGUGAUUCCUGAUAUUCAGACAGACAACUUCAAGACCUUUCUAAGGUUUCUCUACACGGGGGAGGUCGCGUUAACUCCUAACACUGUCCUUGGUCUGAUGAACGCUGCUAAGAAAUACGACGUCCCAGGAUUGGAAACGCAAUGUGAGGAGUUCUGCUUACAAUCUCUGUCGCCUAGCAACGCAUGUGUAUUCCUACAACUAGCAGUCCUGUUUGAUAAAGAAAACCUCAAGGACAGAGCUCUUCUGGUAAUUAAAUCCAGAGCGGAGAUGACUAUUGCUAGCGAGGGAUUCUGUGAGCUAAGCAAGGAAUGUCUAAAGCUGAUCCUGAAGGCAGAUGACAUUAAAGUUGACGAGAUUUGCAUCUUCCGAUCUGUGAUGUCGUGGGCGGAAGCUGAAUGUCGACGUCAGGGAAGGGAGGUAACUCCAGAAGAGAAAAGAGAAGUGUUGGAAGAGUGUUUGUUUCUCAUUCGUUUUCCAUUUAUUUCAAUGGCGCAAUUUGCCACGACUGUAUGCAAUGAAGGUAUAUUAAGUGAUGCCCAUGUCAUAAUGUUCUUACGAAAAUACUCUAUCAGCCACCUGGAUAUACGGCCGUUCUGUAACAUAUCUCGGAAAUCUCCUGUCGUUUACUUGUCUCGCCUACCUCCUGACCAAAAGUACUACGAGACAAAGCGUUUUUCUCACAAUGUAUGUGAUGCGUUGUUUAUAUCCUGUGAUGCCAGUGUUCACCUGACCGGGCUGAGCGUGUAUUCUGGGAGCCAGGGAGGCAAGGUGCCUGUAAAGAUAGUUGUUACUGACACUGAUGACACAACCCUGCUGAAGCAUCACCAGGACGUGGAUGUGACAGGGGCACAACUCUCAGAUGUGGUGAUGUUUCCUUCACCUCUGACUGUUGACAAAGGAGAGAAGAUAAAAAUCAAAGUCAACAGGUUGCGCGAUUUAUUGAAUAAUUAUACAUGUAAAAUGAACAAUCAGCGAGUAAUGAGGCAUGAAGCAUCUGGUGUUGUGUGGACACUGGAGCACUGUGAGGAAAGUGAUUCUGACGACAGCCUAGCCUAUGGAUUGCUUACUGGGAUUUUCUAUAAAUUGUAGUGUGUUUACCUUUUACCCUGAUCCGUAUUAACAAAUUCAGAUGACCCAGGGACAACUCUCCUUCCAACUCCUCCAUCUCUGUACGACAGUGGGGCGGUGGGGUAGCCUAGUGGUUAAUGCGUUCGCUCGUCACGCCGAAGACCCAGGUCCGAGUCCUAAUAAAUUCUGAUGUGCCCCUCCGCUACAUUGCUAAAAACGGAGUAAAACGAUACUCACUCACUGUACGACAGUAAUGUAUUCAGGAAAUACCGCAUUUGAAGAAUAGACAUAUAUGAUAUUUGAUGAUUAGUUCUUUUUAACAUGUGGCACCUACAUUACGACCGUACCAACUAGAAGAAACACCGGGUUGCUAAGAUCUUUACAUUAUGUGUAUAAAGUCUUAUCAUUUUUACGUUGGUGACUGUGUUGUCCCAAGGAUAUAUUUUUCAACCAACUUUCUAUCAAUGCAGAAAAUUAAUCAACAAAGACAGUGUCGUUUGAGACCCAAGAUUUCCUUGAAUUUUGGAACUUUUUGACAGCCAACUGUGACGUCAUAGAUUCAGCGUCAUAGUGAGUGGUGGGCUUGAUGAUGUUUUUAUGGGUGCCCAAGUCACGUUCUCUUCCUAAGUUGCUGAAGUUCAAUGCUUGUUUUAUAUACGAGUGUAGUAUUAUAAUGAAGCAAAAAUUCAUUUCGGCUCCAACUUUUAAAUGAACGCUAGUAUCAGUGUUUCCAUAAUUUAGAUCGGCAAUCCACUCAAACCAUUGUACCCAAACCAUGGCGCUUCACCAAAGUUGAAAGUUCUAUAUCCAUCGACAGGUGAUCCAAGUACUCGUGGUAUUUGUUCUGAUUUUUAACACGGUGACUUUUUUAUUCUCGAUACAGCUACUUAUGUAUGUCUCAAUUCAAUACUAGGGCGGUCGGGUAGCCUAGUGGUUAAAGCGUUCGCUCGUCACGCCGAAGACCCGGGGUCGAUUCCCAAAUUGGGUACAAUGUGUGAAGCCCAUUUCUGAUGACCCCCGCCGUGAUAUUGCUGGAAUAUUGCUAAAAGCGGCGUAAAACCUUACUCACUCACUCACUCACUCAAUUCAAUACUCAAUGAGCCUGUUCGUUUGAUAAUGGUUUCAAAAAUAUAUUAUCUACCACAUUACAUAUAUAUCGUCACGGUGCUUAGUAAACGAUUAGGUUGCCUACGAUAGAGCAACCGCUGACCCACAGAGGAGCCGACUCGAAACUGUCAAAAACGUCCAAGAAUAGACAGGCUUGAUCUCCAGAUGCAUUUCAGCGUAUCCCACUUUCGUGGAUCGAUGCUCAUGAUGUCAAUCACUGGAAUGUCUGGUCCAGACUCGAUUAUUUACAGACCGCCGUCAUAUAGCUGGAAUAUUGCUGAGUGCAGCGUUAUGCAACAUAUACAUGAUUGCACUUUGAGGCAUCUGUCUGGGAAAUAUCCAAACUAACAUAAAGAAGUUGGUUGAGAAAUUAUUCAUUGUUAAUAAUCCAUGACUGACUACCAUCGUACAACAGUUGCAAAGGACCAUGCGAAUUGAUUAGAUGACAUGCUAAGGCAAUAUACUUGGCACAGGUUUGGUGUAUAAAAGUUCUCAUUUUCAGUUUAUGGUCUUGCAUACUUAAAGCCCCUCUAUGCGUCUCAUUCUCUCAUUUUAUUCACAAAACAUGAAGGAUGAAUUUUUCUGAAUUUUUAGGACGUCUAAGGUAAACUAGACUUGAAGUUGAGAUUCUUCUGAAUGCACAGUAUCUGUAAGCCCUGAAAUGAAUUGAGUUCUCAUUUUAAAAAUAAAUAUAAAACGGGUAAAUACUCACCACCACGUCCAUUAUAUACGCUUUUUUAUAUACAAACAGGACAAGUGAUACAACUGAAGACGUGUCAGCCUUUGAUUUAUCUAAUAAAAAAUGUCGGGAACAUACUUUGGAUUUGUUUCGGAUACAUGCCAAUGUAAAAAAAGGGUUUGUGUGUCUGGUUGAUUGUAUGUAUGUUUAUUAUCGAUUAUUAAUUAUGAGAGGCAGAUCCAAGUUAUUUUUUAAACUAACUGCUUUUACCCUCCGUGGGGACGGGGUACAUUUUACUGGUUGUGAAUUUCAAAUGGAGGGGAGGGUUCCCCCACCGAUGAUUAUUUCAUUCAUAGUCUGUGUCUAAAUCUAGGAUAAGUUAUUGUACGACAAAAUGCUGUUUUAGGUUAGACGUGAAUGUGGUGUACAGCUUUAGAGAAAUUGGACCGCCUCCGUGGUCUAGUGGUAGAGCGCCCGCCCGGAGAGCGGAAGGUCCGGGGUUCGAUCCCCUGCCGCGUCAUACC